AUGUCUGCGGACAACACUAUGCGCGCGGUGGUUUUCCGCGGCCCUUAUAAGGUCGCUGUUGAGGAGCGCCCCGUGCCUCGGAUUCAGGAUGCGGGUGAUAUUGUGGUUAAGGUGACUUACACGGCGCUUUGUGGGAGUGACCUCCAUGUGUACCGUGGCAUUGAGCCUUCAGGGACAGGCUAUGUCAUGGGCCAUGAAGUUACUGGUGUGGUUGUUGAGACGGGAGAUGCUGUGCAGUCUGUCCAGAAGGGGGAUAAGGUCGUGAGCGCUUUUACGACAUCUUGCGGGAAGUGCUACUACUGCAAACAAGGAUACUCAUCCCGUUGCGAACAGAACAUGCUCCUGGGUUGCGACCAUCUGGAUGGUGCUCAGGCCGAAUAUAUUAGAAUCCCCAAUGCGGAUGGAUCAGUCGUUAAAGCCCCUGAGGGCGUCGACGAGAAGUACCUUGUCCUCAUGGCGGAUAUCUUCCCGACUGGCUACUUCGCGGCGCGGAAUGCAUUCAAGAACUCCACUAAGGAGCAAAUCGCCGAGCAGACGGUUGUCCUCAUCGGCUGCGGGCCAGUUGGGCUCUGUGCAUUGAUCAAUGCGCUGGAGUACAAGCCUAAGCAUUUACUGGCGGUUGACUCCGUUCCCGCGCGUCUGGAACUAGCCAGGUCGCUGGGAGCUGAGCCCUGGAACUUCCAGACUGACCGGAAAGGCCUCGAUAAGCGCGUCCUGGAGUUGACGGAGGGACGUGGUGCUGAUGCUGUCAUUGAGGUGGUGGGAUUGAGUCCGGCGCUGAAGACCGGUUAUGACCUGCUGCGGCCGUUUGGCACCAUCAGCAGCGUUGGUGUGCACAAUGGAGAGAUCCCGUGGAAUGGCUGUGAGGCCUAUGGAAAGAACCUCACGGUCCAGAUGGGCCGGUGCCCUGUGCGGUCCGUUUCGGAAGAGGCGUUGGAAGUUUUGAAGAAGAACCAGCACCGUCUUGGCUUCAUGGCCGACAAGAUCAUGCCCCUUUCGCAGGCGGUUGAGGCGUAUGAGAUUUUCAACGCCAUGAAGGUGCAAAAGGUGAUUUUCGAGGCGGAUAAAUAG
Messenger RNA from Aspergillus niger, 1071 nucleotides. RefSeq lists its product as uncharacterized. The coding region runs from base 1 to 1071 and encodes 356 amino acids. The record is from RefSeq and is a predicted model, not a curated record. The transcript is spliced from 6 exons. Lineage: Eukaryota; Fungi; Ascomycota; Eurotiomycetes; Eurotiales; Aspergillaceae. Gene Ontology annotation, molecular function: zinc ion binding; oxidoreductase activity.